Messenger RNA from Diabrotica balteata, 1007 nucleotides. NCBI's taxonomy places the organism in Eukaryota, Metazoa, Arthropoda, Insecta, Coleoptera, Chrysomelidae. The record is from the annotation of a GenBank genome assembly.
GUUUUUGUUUUAUCUGUCAAAACAAAAAGUCAAAACUCAUUUUAACAACUUAGCAAUUCAUUGAGUAGUUUCAGUAGCAUUUAUAUUUAAAAUUUUGUAGGCUCAUUGUUUUUUACAUAUAUUGAGAGUAUCAACCAAAACUAUGGCUCGUCGGUAUGAUACCAGAACUACAAUAUUUUCUCCUGAAGGGAGGUUGUAUCAGGUGGAAUAUGCCAUGGAGGCUAUUUCUCAUGCAGGUACUUGUCUAGGCAUUUUAGCAAAUGAUGGAAUUUUGUUGGCUGCUGAAAGGCGUAACACUAACAAAUUAUUAGAUGAGGUUUUUAUUUCAGAAAAAAUAUACAAACUAAAUGAUGAUAUGGUUUGUAGUGUAGCUGGAAUAACAUCUGAUGCUAAUGUUUUAACAAACGAAUUGAGACUUAUAGGUCAACGAUAUUUAUAUCAGUAUGGUGAAUCUAUUCCUUGUGAACAAUUAGUUUCCUGGCUUUGUGAUGUUAAGCAGGCAUACACUCAGUAUGGAGGUAAACGUCCAUUUGGUGUUUCAAUAUUAUAUAUGGGAUGGGAUAAGCAUUAUGGGUACCAGCUGUAUCAGUCAGAUCCCAGUGGCAACUAUUCUGGUUGGAAAGCUACUUGCAUAGGCAACAACAGUUCAGCAGCAAUUUCAAGUUUGAAACAAGAAUAUAAAGAGGGUCAGAUGACUUUGAAGGAUGCGAAGACAUUAGCAGUGAAGGUUCUGGCAAAAACAUUGGAUAUGGCAAAACUAACUUCUGAAAAAGUGGAAAUGGCUACUCUUACCCGCAAAAAUGAUAAAACUAUGAUCAAAAUUUUAAGCGGCAAGGAAGUGGAGGAACUGAUUUCAGAGUAUGAAAAAAGUGAAGCUGCAGUAGAAGCUAGCAAAAAAGAGCAGAAAGCAUCAGCUUAAUUACUUUUAUUUGGUAUUGUUUAGGUUCUCUAAGUUAUAAGUCAUUGUCAUAAUGAAUUAAUGAAUAAAUGAUUUUUAUAAAGCUGAA